GCAUACGCCCCUGCUCUGUCCCGGCCCGAGAUGUUGGGCGGCGCCAUCUUGGGGAAGGAGCUGCCGUUGAUACCUCCAUCCCGUGAAUAUGAAUGAUUUCUGAGUACACAGUGUAUCAGAAUGGAGUGAUGUGAGUUCUGUGCCUUGUGUUUGAUGUCUGCUCCAAUCUGGAAUAGAACAAAGUAUUCCUGCAUGAAAGUAACAGAAACUGGGAUGGCAACAUCAGCUAAAGGCUGAAAAUGGAAGAAACCGAACCUGAUGAAGUGGAUAAACUGAAGGCGAAGUUUAUGUCAGCAUGGCACAAUAUGAAGUACAGCUGGGUUGUGAGAACCAAAACAAAUUUUAGCAGAAAUUCGCCUGUCUUUUUGCUGGGAAAAUGCUAUCAUUUCAAGUCAGAGGGAGUGGUUGAAAGUGCAUCAGGUUGCAGAGAUGCAGCUACAGACUCAGAAAUGGUUUUGUGUAAUGUGAAUCAAUUCCGUAAAGACUUCAUCACUAGAAUCUGGCUAACGUAUCGCCGUGAGUUCCCGCAAUUAAAAGGGUGUACACUUACAACAGACUGUGGCUGGGGCUGCACACUGAGAUCUGGUCAAAUGCUGUUGGCCCAAAGCUUUCUGCUCCAUUUUCUUGGACGAGAUUGGCUCUGGCCAGAUGCACUUCAGAUGGUUGCCUUAGAAACUGAGCUAUUCAAAGCCAAGCCACCAACAAUGAAUGAUGAUGUUGCAGAUUUUACCUUCCUGCCACCUUUAGAAAGUCCACUACAGGAUAUGAGUGAACAGCUGGGCUUAUCAAGUAAUGAGAAACAAACACUAAAGUUAAAUCCUGGUAAUACAGCAAAUGAGGAUGAGAAGUUCCAUCGGAAAAUAAUUUCCUGGUUAGCAGACAUCCCAGCAGCUACCUUUGGAAUGCAUAAACUGAUAGAGUUGGGAGAAAAUUCUGGCAAGCGAGCUGGGGAUUGGUAUGGCCCAGCUGUUGUUGCCCACAUUUUAAGGAGAGCAGUGGAAGAUGCAGUGGAGCCCGAGCUGCAAGGAAUAACAGUUUAUGUUGCUCAGGACUGUACAGUUUAUAUUGCUGAUGUAAUAGAAAAACACUUACAAGUUAUUGAAUCAGGAGUACCAAAAUCAUCAGACAAGACGGCUGUUGUUAUCCUAAUACCAGUGAGACUUGGAGGGGAAAAGGUCAACCUUGAGUACAAAGAGAUUGUAAAGGGGAUCUUGAGUCUUGAGUUCUGCGUUGGAAUUAUUGGUGGAAAGCCAAAACAAUCUUUCUAUUUUGUGGGAUUUCAAGAUGACAGUUUGAUUUACAUGGAUCCUCAUUACUGCCAGUCAUUUGUGGAUGUCACAACGAAGGAUUUCCCGCUUGAGUCAUAUCACUGUCCUUCUCCGAAAAAGAUGUCAUUUAGUAAGAUGGAUCCCAGCUGCACAAUAGGGUUUUACUCACACAGUGAAGCUGAUCUUGAAAAAAUAAUUGAUGAAGUAACAAAGGUUCUGAAUUCACCGUCUUCCAAGGAGAAGUACCCAUUGUUUACUUUUUCAAGUGGACAUGCUAGAGAUUUUGAUAUUGAUAAACUUUGCAUGCCAAAAACUGAUUCGGCUGCACAACUCUCGGAGAUUCCAAGGCGAAAAGCAGAGAAAUUGAGUAAUGAGGAGUUUGUCUUGCUGUAACGGGAAUUUCAUGGUAAAUAAAGUGGGACUACCCUGUCAGUGCUGGCAUCUGCUGUGGGUACCCAUUAAUACUGAUGUACAAAUAAUUUCUAAUUAUACAACUAGAUGCUGUUCAAUUAAAACUAUUUUGCAAAAGUACAGAUAUUUUACUGUAUAUAAAAAUGUAAUCUUAACUGAUGUUAGUUUCUGAUUAUGUAUAAUAAUGAAAAUAAAAUUUUUAAUUGAUUAUAAAUAAA
Messenger RNA from Rhincodon typus (whale shark), 1897 nucleotides. RefSeq names its product autophagy related 4C, cysteine peptidase (gene atg4c). The transcript has 11 exons. Lineage: Eukaryota; Metazoa; Chordata; Chondrichthyes; Orectolobiformes; Rhincodontidae. The record is from RefSeq and is a predicted model, not a curated record. Gene Ontology annotation, molecular function: protein-phosphatidylethanolamide deconjugating activity. Bases 240 to 1661 code for a protein of 473 amino acids.